This is a messenger RNA of Passer domesticus (house sparrow), 1197 nucleotides long. RefSeq names its product prostaglandin E synthase 3 (gene PTGES3). Gene Ontology annotation, biological process: chaperone-mediated protein complex assembly; prostaglandin biosynthetic process; telomere maintenance via telomerase. The transcript is spliced from 8 exons. Lineage: Eukaryota; Metazoa; Chordata; Aves; Passeriformes; Passeridae. Gene Ontology annotation, molecular function: Hsp90 protein binding; prostaglandin-E synthase activity; protein-folding chaperone binding. Gene Ontology annotation, cellular component: cytosol; nucleus. The coding region runs from base 307 to 789 and encodes 160 amino acids. The record is from RefSeq and is a predicted model, not a curated record.
GCUGCUGGAAGGGCGGGCGGGCGGCGCGCACGCGCGGUGGCGGCGGCGGGAGGCGGCGGCGGCGGCGGCGCGCGCGGGGAUUUUGCUGCGUCACCACGGGGCCGAGCGCGCGCGGGGCAUUGUGGGAGCGAGGCCGCGCCGAGCCCCCGAGCCCGCCCGGAGCCACCGGAGCCUCCACCGGGAACCCACCGGGAACCCACCGGGAACCCACCGGGGACACACCGGGAACCCACCGGGAACCCGCCCGGCACCGCCUCUCCACACGCAGCUGCUGCAGCAACCCCGCCGGAGCCGCCGCCAUCCGCCAUGCAGCCUGCCUCUGCAAAGUGGUACGACCGGAGGGACUACGUCUUCAUCGAGUUCUGCGUUGAGGACAGCAAAGACGUAAAUGUAAAUUUUGAAAAGUCCAAACUCACCUUCAGUUGUCUUGGAGGAAGUGAUAACUUUAAACAUUUAAAUGAAAUCGAUCUUUUUAACAAUAUCGAUCCAAAUGAAUCAAAGCAUAAAAGAACAGACAGAUCCAUCCUGUGCUGUUUACGAAAAGGAGAGUCCGGUCAGGCGUGGCCCAGGUUAACAAAAGAGAGGGCAAAGCUCAACUGGCUCAGCGUGGACUUCAACAACUGGAAAGAUUGGGAAGAUGAUUCAGAUGAAGACAUGUCCAAUUUUGAUCGCUUUUCUGAGAUGAUGAACAACAUGGGAGGAGACGACGACGUAGACUUGCCAGAAGUAGAUGGGGCAGAUGAUGACUCACCAGACAGUGACGAUGAAAAAAUGCCGGAUCUGGAGUAAGGCAAACUGUCGUCUUCAGGGUUUUGGGGGAGAAGAGAAGUUCAUCCCAACAUUUCAUAAUUGAGAUAAGAAUUCCCGAGUUGCUAGCCCUAGAGGGAGAUCCUGCAUCCUUUAACCCAUUUUCAGUCCAUUUUCAGUGGCUCCUCUGAGGGGAGGUGUGGCCCUGGCCCGGGCGCUCUCACAGCCACCACAGGCAAUAACAGUUAUGCACCAACCGUUCUCCAGACUUCCAAAAAACCCACAAAAAACCCACAAAAAACCCACAAAAAACCCCAAAAAACCACCAACCCAACCCAACUGAGGUGUGGGCAAUGCAUUGAGAGCAGUUGCAAUAAAGUUUACAGAGCCUCAUAGCGAUGGGAGAACCCUGAAUUAACACUGGUUUAAACAAAAAAAUUAUUUUUUUUU